Cuscuta europaea is the source of this 3610-nucleotide messenger RNA. The record is from the annotation of a GenBank genome assembly. Lineage: Eukaryota; Viridiplantae; Streptophyta; Magnoliopsida; Solanales; Convolvulaceae.
CUUGUUUACAUUUGCACGCCUCUACUGCACGAGUUGUCCCGUCGGACGGCCGGAGCUCCUAUUCCACCGUAUAAGUAAAAUAACACUCGUUUUUGACUGAUCAAGAUCGAAGAACUUUUACCUUCGUGUCAGCUUAUUUCUUUCUUUUGCCUUUUUAAAAAUUUAAAAACCCUAGUUGAAAGCAAUGAAGGAACGGCGAAAGCUGCCCAGCUCCAGAAAGGAGGAACAUUGAUGCAACUUUUGAACUUCCCAAUUAUUCCCUGAGUGUAUCAAUAAUUGUCCACCGGGUUUGGCGCCAUUUGGCUUAUUUUAUCAGGUAUAUGUCUAGAUGGCAAAGAGUUGGGAUGAGGCUCAUGAGCUUGGUAGUGAAUCAGAUGAUAGCUACGAUUUGGAGAGACUACACAUAGAACCCAUAUAUGAUUCUUUCAUAUGCCCCCUAACAAAGCAAGUGAUGCGUGAUCCUGUAAGCCUUGAAAACGGGCAAACAUUCGAGAGGGAAGCAAUCGAGAGAUGGUUCAAAGUGUGUAAAGAUAACGGGAGAAAUCCAGUUUGCCCUUUAACCCAAAGUGAGUUAAGAAGCUUAGACCUUAACCCAAGCAUAGCUUUGAGGAACACAAUUGAAGAAUGGAAUGCAAGGAACAAGGCCACUCAGCUUGAUACUGCCAAAAGAUUACUGUCUGUGGGAAGCAGAGAGAGUGAGAUUCUUAGAGCACUUCGGUUUCUCAAGAUUUACUGUCAGAAAAUUCGGUCCAAUAGGAUUGUGAUUCGGGAUACCGGGCUUAUACCAAUGGUUAUUGACAUGCUAAGAAGCAGCAGCCGUUUGGUUAGGUGUGAGGCUUUGGAAACCCUUAGACUUGUGGUCGAGGAUGAUGCUGAUAGUAAGUUUUCAGGAAAUAUUGGCGGAGGGUGAUACGGUGCGCACAAUAGUGAAAUUCUUAUCACAUGAAGAAUCAAAAGACAGAGAGGAAGCUGCAUCUUUGUUAUUUGAGCUAUCAAAAUCUGAGACUUUAUGUGAAAAGGUUGGGUUGGUCAACGGAGCAGUUCUUAUCCUAGUUGGGUUGGCAAGUAGUAAAUCGGAGAAUCUUUUGACAGUUGAGAAAGCAGAGAAAACACUGGAUAAUCUUGGCAAGUGUGAACGUAAUGUGAUGCAAAUGGCAGAGAAUGGUAGAUUACAAUCUCUAUUGACUGUGCUUCUAGAAGGAUCAACGGAAACAAAGCUUUCAAUGGCUGCAUUUCUGGGUGAGCUGGUGCUUGACAAUGAGGUGAAAGUCUUGGUAGCUAAGACUGCGGGUUCUUCACUCAUCGACAUCAUGGAACAUGGCACCAUGCAAGGCAAGGAGGCCAGUCUGAAAGCUCUGAACAAGAUCUCUUCAUACGAGGUCAGUGCCAAGAUCUUAGUCGGGUCGGGCAUCCUCCCCCCGCUCAUCAAGGACCUCUUCAGCGUCGGCACCAAUGCCCCUCCCAUGAGGCUAAAAGAAAUCUCUGCAACUAUUUUGGCAAAUGUUGUCAACUCUGGUUGCGACUUCCAUUCCGUCGUGGUGGGUCCUGGCAGCGGCGAGCAUCGAACUUUGCUAUCAGAAGACGUGGUCCAUAACUUUCUCCACCUGAUCAACAACACUGGACCCGCGAUAGAGUGCAAGCUCCUACAGGUACUCGUGGGUCUCACCAAUUCCCCCUCCACUGUGUCUAGUGUUGUUUCCACUGUUAAAAACUCUGGAGCUAUUCUCAGUUUGGUUCAGUUCAUUGAGGCUAUCCAGAAGGAUCUUAGGUUGGCUUCCAUAAAACUUCUCCAGAAUCUUUGCCCUCACAUGGGUCAGGAGCUUGCCAGUUGCUUACGUGGCUCAUCCAGCCAGCUCGGAAGCCUAAUCAGGGUUAUAUCCGAGGGUUUCGGAACUAUAUCUGAAGAACAAGCGGCAGCUGUCGGGUUCUUAGCUGAUCUCCCAGAGAGGGACAGCGGGAUUACAAAGUUGAUGUUUGAUGAGAAACUCUUCCAGCUAGUCAUAAUGAGAAUAGUCGGCAUCAGGCAAGGAGAGACGAGAGGGUCCCGCUUCGUGACCCCCUAUUUUGAAGGGCUUGUGAAGAUUCUUGCAAGAUUCACUUUUGUCGUGUCCACCGUUCCCGACAUUCUCUCCCUUUGUAGGGAAUACAACGUUGCUUCCCUUUUCAUUGAACUUCUACAGACCAACGGCCUUGACUACGUCCAAAUGGCAUCUGCCUCGGCUUUGGAGAAUCUAUCCAAGGAAUCUAAAAAGUUGACAAAACUGCCCGAGUUGCCCAAGCCCAGUUUUUUUGUAAUGGUCUUCUUCCCUUGUUUGAGCAACAAUCGUCCCUUGAUGACCGGGCUCUGCGGGGUCCAUCACGGGAUGUGUUCGUUAAAAGAAACGUUCUGCCUCGUGGAAGGGCAGGCGGUUCAGAAGCUGGUUGCCCUUCUAGACCACAUAAAGGAGGGAGUGGUUGAGGCAUCACUCGCGGCCCUUUCAACACUUUUAGAUGACGGGGUUGAUGUUGACAAGGGGGUGGAGAUGAUAUGUGAGGCUGAAGGGUUUGGGCCCAUAGUAGCCGUGUUGCUUGAGAAGCGUACCGAGAACUUAAGGAGAAGAGCAGUAUGGGCGGUUGAAAGACUUGUACGGACAGAGGAGUUGGCGUCUAGGGUUGCAGGUGACCCGAACACGACCACGGCUCUGGUGGAUGCUUUUCAGCACGGCGACUUGAUGACACGUCAGAUUGCUGAGCGUGCCCUGAAACACAUUGAUAGGAUCCCAAACUUCUCCAGCGUUUGCCAGAAAAAUGCGCUCGAAUGAUCACCAAAUGACUGUAAUAGUGGCCUGUCAUCUUGGCUUUUUUGUUCUGUCUAUAUCUUGUCUGUAAUAUCUUCUUAUUUGGUCCAUUUUGUACUCGCCAGAAUUGCAGUACAAGCUAUGAGUUCAAAUGUAUACGAGUCGAUUAAACUCCAAAAAUUUACGUAUGAGCAUAAGGACUUCGAGAUAGGUGGUCUCAAUGAAUGUUAAGCGAACUGACUUUAAUGUUCAAGUCAUUUAAGCUUUUAAGAUAGGAUUUUAAACUUUUGAUACAACAAACACAUUUUUAAAGAUGCAUGUUUUCCAGGAGCAUAAACACAGUUUAUGAUAAUAUUUUGAGAUCAUAAGUCAUAACAGGUACACUAAAGCUACCCGCACGGGUAGCUCAGUUGGUUCAGUGGUGGGAAAUUUGGACCAAGUGACCAAGGUUUGAAACCCGCAGCGGCCGUGUGGAGGUCACAGAACCUGAAAUAAAGUUGGAUCUCUGGUGCGCACGGGAAAAUGCCUACUAUCAUUGGGCCGACUGAGUCACCGUGAUUAACAUCCUCCCAAAAAUCUUGUCGGGUCGGGGUAUGGGGGGCUCCUGGGGUGAGAGAUUCCACCUUUUGGACCAAGGCACACUAAAGCUCAAAUAUUUUUGGAUCAAGGUAAUAAAUCAAUGGUGAGUUGGGGGUGACCACAAGCGUGUUACAUGAAUCAUCAGAAAUUGGGUGGACUAGUGAUGGGCUUGGGUCGGGUCGGUCCCGGUUCUAGGCCAAGACUGUCGGCCCAAAAAAAAUUGCUUGGGCCCGGGUCUGAAUCGUUUCUUAUUA